Closterium sp. NIES-65 is the source of this 1992-nucleotide messenger RNA. NCBI's taxonomy places the organism in Eukaryota, Viridiplantae, Streptophyta, Zygnematophyceae, Desmidiales, Closteriaceae. The record is from the annotation of a GenBank genome assembly.
AUGGUUGUGCGCCUCAAACGGGCAGGCAUCAACACGCAAGUCUUGCAGGUGCAUUCCUGGUCAUGGCAGGCCCGCUUCCCCCUCUCCUGCAUGCUUUCCACCCACGGCAGCCCCGCUUUCCCCUCUCCUGCAUGCUUUCCACCCACGCCAGCCCCGCUUCCCCCUCUCCAAAAUGCUUUCCACCCACUCCAGCCCCGCUUCCCCCUCUCCUGCAUGCUUUCCACCCACUCCAGCCCCGCUUCCCCCUCUCAUGCAUGCUUUCCACCCACUCCAGCCCCGCUUCCCCCUCUCAUGCAUGCUUUCAACCAACGCCAGCCCCGCUUCCCCCUCUCCUGCAUGCUUUCCACCCACUCCAGCCCCGCUUCCCCCUCUCAUGCAUGCUUUCCACCCACGCCAGCCCCGCUUCCCCCUCUCCUGCAUGCUUUCCACCCACUACAGCCCCGCUUCCCACUCUCAUGCUGCUUUCCACCCACGCCAGCCCCGCUUCCCCCUCUCCUGCAUGCUUUCCACCCACGCCAGGCCCGCUUCCCCCUCUCCUGCCUGCUUUCUUCCCACGCCAGCCCCGCUUCCCCCUCUCCUGCAUGCUUUCCACCGACGCCAGCCCCGCUUCCCCCUCUCCUGCAUGCUUUCCACCAACUCCAGCCCCGCUUCCCCCUCUCCUGCAUGCUUUCCACCCACGCCAGCCCCGCUUCCCCCUCUCCUGCAUGCUUUCCACCCACGCCAGCCCAGCUUCCCCCUCUCCUGCAUGCUUUCCACCCACGCCAGCCCCGCUUUCCCCUCUCCAAAAUGCUUUUCCACCCCCUCCAGCCCUUAGCCAAUUCCCCCCUUUCGGCAUGUGGAGGCAACGCCACGUGCAUCAAGGAUAGUGCUGGGGUGGCGUCCUGUGUUUGUCGUGCUGGCUUCGUGCUGCAGGCUGACAAGAAGACGUGCACAGACACGUGUGUGCUCAAGAGGUGUGGGGGUAACGCCAAGUGUGUGAAGAGCGCUGCAGGAGUGGCGUUCUGUGCGUGUGACACUGGCUUCGUGCUGCAGCCUGAUGGCGUCACGUGCACCGACGCAUGUGCACUCAAGGCGUGUGGUGUAAAUGGCACAUGCAUCAAGGAUGGCACUACUGGAGUGGCGUCCUGUGUGUGUGACACUGGCUUCGUGCUGCAGCCUGAUGGCAUCACAUGCACCGAUACCUGUGCCAUCAAGGGCUGCAAUGCUGCGGUUACCGAUUGCGUGAAGGACGCUGCAGGCGCCGCCUCCUGUGUUUGCAAGACGGGUUACCAGAACGUGUCGGGCACGUGCAUGGGGCCUGCCUCGUGUGGGGUAUGCCCUGCAGGAGCCACCUGCACAGUGGUGCCGUACACCAAAGCCGCCUAUUGCGCCUGCCCUCCUGGUUAUGGCAUGACCGCUGCUGGCUGCGUGCUCGGCGCCACUCCCACUGUCUCCUCUGCAAGCUUCACCUAUUACACGCUCCCAAGCUUCGGCAUAACACCCGCCGCCUACACCAUGCGCCUCGCCUACAAUGGCUGCACCAACCUCACAGCUGCCUCCGCGCCCAGCAUCCAGUCAUACUGCAAUGUGGAACGGGCGCCUGGAGGGGUGGGCGAUUGCACUGAGAUCCGCCAGUACUACCAGCCGGGGUGUGUUGGAGCGUACAGCCUGUUCCCUGUCACGCCAGGGACCGGCAUGAGCACUGGGAGUAUUCCCAACUAUCGCGGGUAUCCUUUCCGCUCCUUCGCCUGCUCUAUCACUGGUGGGUGUUCCUGUGUUGCUGGGUGUUCCUGUGUUGGUGGGUGUUCCUGUGCUGGUGAGUGCUCUUGUGUUGAGAAAUGCGCGCCCAACACGUGUGGUGGGAACAGCACGUGCGUGCAGGACAGUGUGGGAGUGGCCUUCUGUGCUUGUAAUGCUGGAUUCCUUCUGCAGGGCGACGGCAAAACGUGCACUGGUAUGUGCAUCUGUUGCACCGGAAAUGCUAAUCAGAUGAAGUACAGGGAGAGCCCCUAG